AUGAUUGCUCGCAUCUCCGUUCCACCUGUAGCAUCCAGGCUCGCCAUCCGCGACUCGGAUCCUGAUCGUACAUUUCAAGGCCAUGACGCACAAGCCAUCGCAGAUGCACUCACUGCUCACUCUCAAAAGAUGUCCGAGAUCCAAGCUCAAUCUUUGAAUUCUCCGACAACGUAUCAAGGUUACGACUCGUCCGACAUUGCCAAGGCCAUUCAGGGCUACGUGAUCACGCACCAGGACAGUCCAUGGUUGCACAAGUUCACACAGCCCACGGAGCUCGCCACGAGCAGUGGACAACCUUCGAUCGAUUUGCAGCACAGCACGCUUGCCGUCACAGCGGCAUCAAGCUCCAGCAUCAGCAGCGGCAACGCGACUCUCACGCCCGUCUUUUCGCUUUCGCAGCUGAUCCACCAACAGUACUGGAUGAGCGUGGUGCUGUGCAUCGUCUGGAUCGUCUUGGGACUACUCUUGCUCUUCUUUGGCUGGACAUCCUUCUUCUGGGGAUGUCAGCUUGGCAACAGUGCAAAGAGGAUCGACGAGCGCGUCAAGAAAGCGGGACGCCUCAGUCCCUUGUUCGCUGGCCCACCUCUCGCAGCUGGCGUCGGAGGUUUCGUCGUCGGCUUUCUCUUCUUCUCCUUCCUUGCAACUGUUAUCACGACAGCUAUCUGCGUCGCUGAUCGAGAUACGAUCUCUUCGACUUCGCUCUUCUUCAUAUGGCUCUUACCCGGUCUACUCGGUGCCUUCCUCUCAGCGCAUUGGCCACUCUUCGCAAGAGCAUUUACGGGUCUGCUCUCGGGAGCAUGCUUCACCCUCAUCGUGACGGCUAUCUUUGGCAUCCACACCUUGAUCAUUCGAACUGUGGUUGUCAUCGUCUUUACCAGUCUCGUCACCGCACCUCUACUCAUCCCACGACGAAACGUGAUCCACUUUCACCUUCUCAACAUUUGCACCUCGAUCAUCGGCAUGGUCACUUUCCUCGAUGGUGUCGCACUAUUUGCACCACCACGCGCCAGUUCCGAUAGCUGGAUCGACCUCUGGGUCGUACUCUUCGCACCGGACAAUUCGGCUUCCGAGCUGAGCGCAACAAAGAAGUGGGGUACGGGAGCUUUCAAGGGAUUCAUUGCAGCUUCUGUUUUGGGAACAUUGAUCGGGUUCGCAUUCGAGUUCGUCUUCCACAAGCAUGCGGCGGAGGAUCCGGAUAUGGAAUGGAACAACUACCUCGGAUCAUUCACUCAGAGUCUUGGAGAUUCUCCGGAUGAUCGUGCUGGUUCAUUCGAGCCGGAACCGAGUGCGUGGCAGAAAUUGACGAAUGCGUUCACCCCUGCAACAAAGCCUGCUUAUGGGAACGUCUCGGCCGCUGCCAUUGACGAUCUCGAAAAGAGUCCGCUCACAGACCUUCCGAGGACCAAACUUGGAGCUAAGGCACGCCGAGCUCGAGGCGGGAAGAAAGGCCCCGCCAAAUUCUCAGCUCUGAACAGAUCCGAGUCGGAUUCAGAGACGGAGUACGAUAGCGAUUCUAGCAUUCAUAAGCUCAACCCGGGAGCAAUCUCUACAAAGAGUCUCAUAUCCAAAGCAGUGGCAUACGAGUUAGCAGACCAUCUCAAGCCCCUCACGUCUAGCGGCGAUACCAAGUACACCAAAGCCAGCUCGCCAGGUCUCCAACCCAGACCACCUAGCUAUCGCACCAACACGGGUCUCAGUGCAAACGAAUCCACAGGUAGCGGCAUCAGUGGUACCACUGUCAACCCUGUAGAUCCGACCGCUCCUUCGCGUUUGUCGAGCAGAAGCGGUGGUGCAGCAACAUCCACAGUGUCGCCAACAAGACCAGGUUUUGAGCGUGGAACGACCAUGUCUCCUCCUCCACCUUUCCCUUCCAGCACUGCAACGUCACCGCUCGCACCCAGCUUCCCUGCGACCCCAAGUCUGAUCAACGCCAUCACAAGGAUUCAAGCCGCUCAGGCUCAGGCAAGAGCAUGGUACGAAUCGAACCAGCAGCAGACGUCUUCUGCCAAAGCUUCUGUAGAAGCAAAGACGGAGAUUCCUGAGAACAAGAGUGCGAUCCGACCUGACUCGGACAAGGCGACUGAGGGACAGUCAACAGAAGCAGCCGCUACGCCGGCAGCGGGUCAGGCAAAUACGACUUUCCAGAGCUGGUGGGGAAAAGAGGUAAAGGGUGAGCCUAAGCCUUGA
Molecule: messenger RNA, 2187 nt
Organism: Pseudozyma hubeiensis SY62
Lineage: Eukaryota; Fungi; Basidiomycota; Ustilaginomycetes; Ustilaginales; Ustilaginaceae
Product: expressed protein
Exons: 1
Coding region: 1-2187 (728 amino acids)
Source: RefSeq, a predicted model, not a curated record